UUGAAAGCGGGAACGGUCGAGGAAGGAAGAUCGACGAUGUUGUUGGCGAAGAAACGAAGAUGAAAUGUCGGAGGCGCGCGCAGCUUCUUUCACUUCUAAAAACUGGCACCACGUUCCAUUCUUAUGUCAGAAGGUCUCCGAGACAAGGCAAUAGCCGGCUGGCCAUCGGGUUCCUCCGUUCGACUCGUUUACUACGCGCGUCCGCCACCGUGCCACCGACGUUUCCAGUGUAUUUUUUCACCGAGGUAGACCCUUUCUGCUCGCCCGAUGUGAUCGACGAAUCAAACGGAAUCGACGUUUUUUUUCGGUCGAGGGCACUUCGCUCGAAGGAGGUCGAUCCUCCAGGGGGGGACCAUUUAUCCGGGCCAUUCUCCCACCGAGCCGCACGCUCACAGGAUCCUUACAAGCUUUUCGGCGAGUGUCGUGCCAUUAAAUAACGCGUAUUUGGAGAUCAUAGUCGAGCAACCAUGCCACGUACAUUUUGACAGUCUACGAUUCGACGUUUUCGUUCGUAACAGGAACGUUCCGUAAAUAAUCGCAUUGGACCAAGAAAGUAACUCAAUGUCCAGUGUGGACGGGAAGGACGAUGACAGGAUGCCGUGUUUGGGGGACAGUUCUAUUUAUCCUGAACAUUUCAAGUUCUAUCGCGAACGCGAGUGUAGCAGGAGAGCGUACCUUGACGAGCGGUGAGACGAGACGAUAUUUCGAGACGGAGAGUUUUCUGUAUUCGUGGACAGGACCGAAUGCUCUGGCAAGAUCGGCCUUGGUGGAACGUCAGGAGAGAUUGCAGUACAAUUGCGAAGAAAUUCUCGGUGACGAAUCACAGAACGAAAUCUCGGACCCGGAAUCCUUUAGAAACAUCCUCGUGGACGAACAGCACGAGCUACUCUACUGUUACGUUCCCAAGGUUGCUUGCACGAACUGGAAACGUGUUCUGAUGGUAGCCACUGGAAAGUGGCCAAGUAGCGAUCCGUUGGACAUACCAGCCGACCAAGCUCACUCCCCAGGCACGUUUCAAAGGCUGAGCAACUAUUCCUUGCCCGAGAUCGAACGAAUGCUGGCGACUUACGACAAACUGAUCGUCGUCAGACAUCCUUUGGAAAGGCUGUUGUCGGCGUACAGGAAUAAGUUGGAGGCGAAACACAAGAAGAGCUCGAUGUACUUUCAGGCUCGCUUUGGGAAGAAGAUCAUCAAGAGAUAUAGACGCAACGCGACGGAAGAGUCGUUGAAAAAUGGCGAUGACGUUACGUUCAGGGAAUUCGUCGAGUUCAUCACGGACGACACGUUCAACAGAACACAGAACGAGCACUGGAAACCAAUAUACCAGUUGUGUCAACCGUGUUUAGUUAACUACAAUCUCGUCAGCAAAUACGAAAGUUUGGUCGAGGAUGCCACGGAGGUUUUGGAGCGGAUGGGCGUUGACUCGGUCGCCUUUCCAGCCAAGCCGCCGAACAGCGAGCCAACCGCGAGCAAACUGGAAAAGUAUUAUUCCACUCUUACGUACAAACAGCUUCGAAAAUUAGCAAACUUGUACAAACUCGACUUGAGGCUGUUCGGCUAUUCGCUGGAGGACGUACUCGGAUUUUCAUUGGCGUGAUAAAAAAACACAGAAUCGCUAGAAUCGUCGUGUACAUUAAAUAGAGUUAAGCAUCCACGUAAUUCCCCUUUACCUCUCCAUUGUACUUAUAGCUAGUUAAUCAACGGGUCGAGUCAUUAAGAAAAGCGUAGAAUAAAGUAAUAAACGUUAAUCGCAAGAAACUUCGAAGCAGUCGCUAGUCUAGCAGAUACCGCGCUCCGUGGAUAAAGUCUUUUCCUUCUGUCGCUGCUUCUUUUAUUUUUAAAAUCUUUGUGCCAAAACUCCCAGAAUAGACAGAGGUCGAAAGGUCUCUGCGCGGAUCUUAUUUUUAAUUUCCGCUGGAUGACCCCUCGAGUCAUACUUUGUCAGUCUUAUUACACGCCAUAUCUACGUACCUAUACUAGCAACAUGUACAAAACAUUAUAAUCUAGCUGUAACGCGUACUGUAAGUUACCGGUCGAGUGUCGUCUUUGUAAUUAGGCUACGAAUCGAAUAAAGAAAUAUUUUAUAUAACGUUCGCGUGUGUGAUUUUAAGCAAAAUUGCUAUUCCUUUGUAAAUAAAUAACACGGUGAUGCGUUGCUCGCGAUAUUAUAGUUUACUAUUUAACCCUUCGAAUUCCGAGAAUUCUUUUUAACACGAGCUACCGACGACCAUAAACUUGCCACAAAUAAAACUUGAAUUGAAUUGUUGUGUGCCGUAGCGGCGCCAGAGGAGUGCAAAGGGUCAAUGGUAUCGAGGAACUGGCGAGUCCUAACUGCAGGCGUUAAAGUCACGGUGCCAUCGCGAAACGUUACGCAACGUCAAGUUGUCCGGUUACAUUGUCCAUGUUACACGUUAAAAUUAGACGAAGGCUUAGAAAUGAUGAAUAACAUUAGAGCCUAACUUAAGAGCAACACUAUAGCCUAAUCAAACGUUAAACUUCGCCGACCGAGUUUUGUCGACCAGAAUAGCCGGGCAUCGAUCAAAUCGAAGGACUUUUAGACGUUCGACGGAUCGAUCGAAUUUUCUAUUUACGACGAGUGCUCUCGUGGCGUUUUGGAUCGCUCGAAUAACAAUUUAAUUAUCAUCUAAAGAGUAGAAGCAUUCGAUAUUUGAAAGUUUCGAGGCUGUUACCAAGAGGUGGCAUUCGGAGGACCUUGAAUCCGCGAGCCACCCUUGCACGGACGACGAUCGCGGAUCGACACGGAGCUUUUUCCAUCGAAGCCGUAUCCGAUAUAUUCGCGGCGCUUAAUAUAACCCGAGGUGUCAGAACUCGUUGGUUUCCCACCAGUGGUGGGACCCGAGCUACCAAUCCUGGAGCAGAAGUUACAAAGGAAGGUGCAACGCGAUGUCCGCCGCUGAACUGGUGGGGGAUUUAAUCACGGUUCCUGGAGGAAUUUCGGGAUCAUUGCGGAUCCUACGUUGAGUGAUCCAGUCGAAGAUCGAGCGCAAAGUGGCGUGGUAGUUGUUCCUCCUCCGGUUCGAUCCGAAUCCGUCGUGUGAUCGUUUAAAAAAAAACCCCCGAUUGCCGGGCUUCGUUAACGAAUUCGUAGCUUCGAGACAAAGAUCGUAUCGACGGCGACCGAUAUUACUCCUGUCGUGAAUCACCCAGUGAACACUGAAAAAUGCCACAGCCGGCCCACGAAACGAAGAACAUCCUUAUCACGUACUUCAUACUCAUACUUCUGCUGAUUUGCCUUUGGUUAUUGUAUGCGGGACUGUUUUAACUUCAGAAUACAUUCCUCCUCCUCCCCCCCCGGGGGCAUGGUGAGUUUACGAUUCGAUACUGUUUCGCUCGUGGACGAUCGUCAACCCUUGAGUUAGCUGGACAUUGGAGUGCAGAUGAAGCUAGACAACGCAGGACACCGUUAACCCAUUUCCUUGUCUAGUUUACACGUACUGACAAUUCGCAAAGGGUAAAUGCGAAAUAAUUGCACAUUGCAACAAGUCAACCGUUCGCAUUGUUUACACAAAAUUCUGUGGUUCGCUGUGUCAUUAUGCCUGUCAUCUGUGCUUCGAUGUGCAGCCAGUUUUAACGGUUGCGUCUUAUCGUCGCGAUCGUUGAAAUCUCCGCGACAAAAGCAAUUUCUGUGAUACGAUAUCGUCGUAAAACACAGUCACUGUUGUUGAUUUCAGGAGUGAAGCGAGGGGCAGGAAAGCAACACGCCAUCAGCCUGUUAUCUUUGAUCGAUCUACGAUCACUCGGGGCCAUACCACGUAUCGGUACUUUCUUUCAUGGAUUUAACGUUCUCCGCGUCACUUUCCACGCGUUUCCAUCGAAAAGAUCGAAAAUGAACGAAACGAGCGCGCUUCGUUCGAGUUUCCACGUUCCCGAUGAUCUUCGAACUCGUUCGCGCUCCUCCCGUGCAAUUUUCUAUAUUCCGCGGCCACGGUAAUCGGAAGGAACAGCUUCGUUUCGAACGGAAUCGGUAAAGAGAAUGCGAUUCUAUCGGAAAAUGGGGGCGAAACAUUGAACGAGCGAACGCACGACGAUCAAAGAGAAGCAGAAACAUUUCGUGAAUGUUGCGCUACGCCUGCAUCGAGCGAACGUUUCGCGCGUGUGCGUAAACAUAGAGAAAAUGCGUUCGUCCCGGUGUAAUUUAAAGCCUGCGGUUAAAAAGAAACGGAGACACCGACUUCGCCCGCGGAUAGAAAACAUUUCGAGUACAUGGACGAUGCGUAAGAAACACGUGGGCGGGUUUGGUCGAAAAUAGCCGGUGCUUCCAGCUCUUUUCAACGGUGUACAGCCGUACAGUCGACGUACAGAGAACUAAAUCGGUAUUUUCGAUAGCACUCCCGAAAAUAGACGUUAUGGGCAUCGUCUUUCCAUCCGAAUAUAUAUCGCUUCGUUAAACCAUAAAAUCAAGAUCGACGGAUCCUACCGAUCGUUGCGUAACCACCCGCUGAUAUUUAUCCACGAUCGGAUUACCAAUUUAUUCGAUUUCGUACAUCUCGAAAAACCUUUUUACUUAUAAAUAGAAUACCGCGGAGAAUACGUUCAUCGACCGCUUUCGACGUAUCGCGACUGUUUCCUGUUAUUCGGAUACGUGUGUGCGAUAAACGCUCGAUUUUCUAUCCUUUUAUCCGCAGACCUCGUUCGACGCGUUUCGUGUCGCACGGGGCGUGCACGCCGCUUGGAAUUUUCAUUGUGAAACGAACAGGUUUUCUAAAAUUUGUUGUCAAAUCAUUUGAAUAACCGAAUGUCAAUUUACGCCGGUCUGUCUCUAGAAAUCGGAAGUUUUCGAUCGAUCGAAACGUUUCCCCGUCGCGGGGACGACUCUUCCGCGGAGUAACUUCAAAGAGGAAACCGACGGUGGUAAAUAUUUUUACCAUCGUGGAUAUAAACGCCCCCGCGGUGUUCCAGUAAUCGCUCGAAAUAGAUCUAAUUGCUCCAGAUUCUUGCUGUUCCCGUGUAUGCCAAAGGUGUUACACAAUAGAUCGGCCGAACUUGUGUAACGAGUCGCGUAGAUCGAAUUAUCGGCUUCGAAAGAAUCGCUGACCCGUGCGAUGUAAAAGAACGCGUUUAAAAAAAAACACGAAGAAAGAGAAAGGCGAAACGUUCAAUUUGUCCGUAAUAGCGAUACACGGGGUUUUA
Messenger RNA from Colletes gigas, 5151 nucleotides. RefSeq names its product carbohydrate sulfotransferase 11-like. The record is from RefSeq and is a predicted model, not a curated record. Gene Ontology annotation, biological process: carbohydrate biosynthetic process. Bases 587 to 1597 code for a protein of 336 amino acids. Gene Ontology annotation, cellular component: membrane. Gene Ontology annotation, molecular function: sulfotransferase activity. The transcript has 6 exons. Lineage: Eukaryota; Metazoa; Arthropoda; Insecta; Hymenoptera; Colletidae.